This is a messenger RNA of Oncorhynchus kisutch (coho salmon), 6306 nucleotides long. RefSeq names its product negative elongation factor complex member B (gene nelfb). Lineage: Eukaryota; Metazoa; Chordata; Actinopteri; Salmoniformes; Salmonidae. The transcript has 20 exons. Gene Ontology annotation, biological process: nucleoside diphosphate catabolic process; negative regulation of transcription elongation by RNA polymerase II. The coding region runs from base 4015 to 5766 and encodes 583 amino acids. Gene Ontology annotation, cellular component: NELF complex; nucleus; plasma membrane. Gene Ontology annotation, molecular function: ribonucleoside triphosphate phosphatase activity; UDP phosphatase activity; GDP phosphatase activity. The record is from RefSeq and is a predicted model, not a curated record.
AAGCCUUUCGCUUUCCUCAUGCAUGGGCUCGCUGUUAUUCUUAUUUUUCCUGGCACCGGCUGUGGCACCAGUAACUGGCUCGUUUGUCGGUCUCUGUGUCAGAAGCGACAGGGCAGCCUCAUGAGUACCCAGUACCGUCAAGUCAUAGCCCCGGCCGUGUUCCUGCUACUGGGAAUAGCAGGGAUUCUACUGGUCGUCAUCCCGAUUGACGACGUGAGGGAACCUCCACAAUUCAUGUAUGGAGUUGUCCUGGAUGCUGGCUCGUCCCACACUGCCAUGUACAUCUACAAGUGGCCAGCUGAUAAACAAAAUGGCACUGGCAUUGUCACUCAGCACAGCGAGUGCCAUGUCAAGGGAGGAGGGGUAUCCAGCUAUGCAGGUGAGCAAGGGGGUGCAGGACGCAGUCUGGAACCCUGUCUGGAUCAGGCUUUGAAAGACAUCCCCAAAUCCAGACACCACCUCACCCCAUUGUAUCUGGGAGCCACAGCGGGUAUGAGGCUUCUGAAUAUAUCCAAGCCCAUAGAGUCAGAGAAGAUACUAAAGGAAGUUGGCAGCAAGCUGCAUACUUAUCCUUUCGACUUCAGAGGGGCGACCAUCUUGAGUGGACAGGAGGAGGGGGCAUAUGGCUGGGUCACUGUAAACUAUCUGUUAGAGAACUUUAUCAAGUAUGGCUUUGCGGGGCAUUGGCUUAGUCCUGGCAGAGAUACAGUGGGUGCUCUGGACUUCGGAGGCGCCUCCACUCAGAUUACCUUUGAGACUGCAGACGUGGUGGAGGACAAGAGUAAUGUCAUGGAGCUGCGUCUUUAUGGUAGAGACUACCACCUAUACACACAGAGCUUCCUGUGCUACGGCAGGGACCAGGUCUUACGCAGACUGCUGGCUCACUUGGUCAAGAAUCAAGGUGCUGGGCCCCAUGUAUCACACCCCUGCUAUCCAGCAGGUUUCAAUGUCUCCAUGAAGUUGGACAAGGUGUUUGACUCCCCAUGCACGGUAGACCAAAUGCCCACUCCCUACAGCCCCCAGGACCCCCUGACGGUGAUUGGAACUGGGCAUUACCAGCACUGCCUGGGCAACAUGUCCAAGAUAUUCUCCUUUGACAGGUGCUCUUUCUCCAAGUGCUCCUUUGAUGGAGUCUUUCAGCCCAACGUCACUGGUAGCUUCAUGGCGUUUUCUGCCUUCUUCUACACUCAUGUCUUCCUGCAGCGCACCACUGGCAUCACUGUAACAUCCCCCACUCUACUGGAGGGAGCCACCCACACUGUCUGCAACAUGGGCUAUCAGGAAGUACUGUACUGCUGGGCUCAGCUGACUGACUCAGGCUAUUCUUUGACAAUUUAUCUAUGUAAUACACUUUCGUUGAAACAAUGGUUUUCUCUUAUUUUCACAACACGUGCUAUCUAGAACCUAAAAGGGUUAUUCGGCUGUCCUCAUAGGAGAAACCUUUGAAGAACCCUGGUUCCAGGUAAAACGCUUUUGGUUCCAGGUAGAACCCAUUUGUGUUCCAUGUAGAGACCUUUUGAGUACCAUGUAGAACCCUUUCCACAGAGGGUUUUACAUGGAACCCAAAAGGGUUCUCCGUGGAAACAAAAAGGGUCCUUUGGGUACAGUCGAAGAACCCUUUUGGAGACCUUUUUUUUAAAGAGUGUACAGUGAAUCUCGUAUUACAGCAACUGAGUCAAAUAGCAUAAGAGGGUGGAUGUUCUCCCAAAUGUUGAAUGCUGGGAAGAAAAUAUCUACUUAGGCUGUGAGGGUGAGCCUUAAUUAUGUUACCUGGAGGGUAGCAGGCACUGCACAGGAUUAUCAUCUGAGUGAAAGGAGAUCUAAUAGUCAGGGAAUUUAAUUCCAUUACUGGUAUUUUGGAUGUUUUCUGAGAACUUAUGAAAAUGUCCUGUUGAUGUGUGUAUCAAAGGAUGCAGGUGGGAGGAGCUAUUGUAAUGGCUGGAAUUUUGUAUUAUUAUUUAUCGGGAGCCAUUUGAUUUUAGGGCUCCCGAGUGGCACAGCGGUCUAAGGCAAUGCAUCUCAGUACUAGCGGCGUCACUACAGACACCCUGGUUGGAAUCCAGCCGUGAUUGGUGGCGCACAAUUGGCCCAGCAUUGUCCGGGUUUAGCCCGGUGUAGGCCGUCAUUGUAUAUAAGAAAUUGUUCUUUACUGAUUUGCCUAGUUAAAUAAAGGUUACAUUUAAAACCGAAAGGUUGCUAGAUCGAAUCUUCGAGUUGACGAGGUAAAAAUCUGUUGUUCUGUCCCUGAACAAGGCAGUUAACCCACUGUUCCUAGGCCGUCAUUGUAAAUAAGAACUUGUGCUUAACUGACUUGCCUGGGUAAAUAAAAAAUAUUGGGGAGAGCCGUUGUGCUGUGAGGUGUUUUUUUAAACCAGGCUUGCUGUUCAUUUACGCUAUAUGAGAUGGGAGUUCCAUGCAAUCAUGGCAUGUAUAAUACUGUACAUUUAAUUUAAUUUGUUGUCUGGAAUGGAAUCAAUAGAAACAAAGUGUUUAACUCCGUUCCAUAGAUUCCGUUAGUCUUUACAAAGAUCCCAUCCUCUUAUAGCUCCUCUCACCAGCAAGUGAACAGAGGAAUACUAAGAAUUCUAUGAAAUGAACAAUGUCAUCUUUUUCUAACCCCCCUCCACAUAAACAGAUGCUAGAGAAGGCCCCAGACCAGAAAGGUCGUCUACAGGAUUACUGUGCAGCCUCUGUCUUUAUCCAGGUCCUCAUGCUCCAAGGGUAUGGCUUUGAUGAGCUCUCCUUCCCUCGGAUCUCUUUCCAGAGAAAGGCGGGAGACACCUCUAUUGGCUGGGCCCUGGGUUACAUGCUGAGUCUGAGCAGUCUGUUGCCAGGGGAGAGCAUGGGACUGAGGAAGGCUCUGCGCCCCGAGGCCUGGGCUGGUCUCAUCUUCCUCUUUGUCAUCCUCAUCCUCAUUGUGUCUGGAUAUCUUCUACUAAAGAUCUGCCAAAAGAAGGACAGUGACAGCAUCAUCUAAGGUCUUCAAAGCACCAUUUGGUUACUGUUCUCCCCAAACAGAAUUAUGCACUUAUCAGUCCUAGAGUUUGUCAUUCCAAUGUCACAUAUUUUAGAGGAGGCUACAGGAGAACAGUGUAUAUCCAAAUUUACAAAGAGAUAUUUCAUUUGAAGUCAGAUGUAUUGUUGACCAUUUAUACUACAUUUUGUACAAGUGUUUGAUAUUUGGUAAUGUUUAAAUGAUUUAAUGUCAUGUACUGUAAUUCCAAACCAUUCUAUCUCGAGUACAUGUUUUAUAAUCAAGGAAACUGAGGAUAGAUUUGUAGUAGCCUAUAUGCAGGUAUGUGAGAGGUUAAAUUUAAGUGCUUACAAUGCUGUAAUGCAAGUUAGCCAUCUGAAUUCAUGAAUUGUUUUUUUUGUGCGGUUGUUAGACUGUGUUAACUCAGGACUCUGUUGUUUGUGUGUGUCAUUCUUUGCUAGCAUGUCAUAACAUUUUAAAUGAGUUACAUUUAUUGCUUUUUCCUUGUUGAUAAUCUGUCAUUUUGACAGACCGUACCAAAGCAAGACUAAAAAGAAAAGGGAACCAAAAUAAUAAAAAUCGAUGAAAACCACAAUUUAUUAUGUAUUCUCUGGCUGAUGUGACCUCUAUGAGUAGUCAUGGUGGUCAUAUCAAUGUUUUGACAUUACGGUGACAGCUAAACAUUUUGCUUUAUUAAAAAAAAUCAAUUUUUAAUUGGAAAAUCACUUCAUAGAGUCCUUAGACUUAGAUAGUCUUGUUCAUGUCCCUGUUGACUGUUCCUAAUUCAUGUUGUAUUCUUGAAAUGGUUGACGAAAUCCGGGAUCCCAUAUGUCAUUCUAUGGAGAAGCGGAAAUAAUUGCGUUUCGGAUUGUUUGUGCACAUCGGCCUCUUUACUGGGUGCACUGCUUACAUGAAUCGUGCGUCAUUAGCUAAAAAAUAAAUUAUCGAACUUGUAGUCAUUCGUUUACGAAUAUAUUGCAUUAUUCGCCCUAUGUUUCUUUAAUUAAAUGUAUGUGUAGUUAUAUCGUACACAAUUUAAAAUGUUUGCGGGCCUACCUGAACUUGGGAUAUCCAAUGGCGAGGAUCUAAAAGAAACAUUGACUAACUGCACAGAGCCUCUGAAAGCCAUUGACCAGUUUCAGACAGAAAAUGGCAUUUUGUUGCCAACUCUUCAGUCAGCUCUUCCCUUCCUGGACCUUCACGGGACUCCUCGGUUGGAGUUUCACCAGUCGGUCUUUGACGAGCUUCGUGACAAGUUGAUGGAGCGAGUCGCCACUAUCGCAGAGGGCAAGGAUGAGGAACGUUAUGGUAAACUUGAAGAGCUUCUAGAGAAGAGUUUUCCACUGGUGAAGAUGCCCUCCAUUCAGCCAGUGGUCAUGCAGGUUCUGAAACAUCUUCCAAAGGUUCCAGAGAAAAAGCUGAAGCUUGUAAUGGCUGAUAAGGAACUGUAUAAGGUCUGUGCUGUUGAGGUGAAGAGGCAGAUCUGGCAGGACAACCAGGCUCUCUUCGGGGAUGAGGUUUCGCCCCUGCUCAAGCAGUAUAUUGUGGAGAAGGAGGCAGCACUUUUCAGCAGUGAUCUCUCUAUUCUGCACAACUUCUUCAGCCCCUCCCCCAAAGCAAGACGCCAAGGAGAGGUAGUCUUGAAGUUGACCCAGAUGAUUGGGAAGAAUGUGAAACUGUAUGACAUGGUACUUCAGUUCCUGCGAACCCUCUUCCUGCGUACGCGUAACGUCCACUAUUGCACCCUGCGUGCAGAGCUGCUCAUGUCCCUCCAUGACCUGGACAUCAGUGAGAUCUGUUCAGUAGACCCCUGCCACAAGUUCACCUGGUGCUUGGAUGCCUGUAUCCGUGAGAAGUUUGUGGAUGCCAAGCGAGCCCGGGAAUUGCAAGGUUUUCUGGAUGGAGUGAAGAAAGGACAGGAGCAAGUACUUGGGGACCUGUCCAUGAUCCUGUGCGACCCAUUUGCCUGUAACACCCUGGUUUUGAGUACGGUCCGAAACUUGCAAGAAUUGCUCAGCCAGGACGCUCUACCCAGAGACAGUCCAGACCUGAUGCUGCUGCUUAGAAUGCUGUCUCUUGGACAAGGGGCUUGGGAUAUGAUUGACAGCCAAGUCUUUAAAGAGCCCAGAUUGGAACUGGAGGUUGUAACCCGUUUUCUACCAGCCAUGUUGUCAGUAGUUGUGGACGACUACACCUUCACCGUAGAACAGAAGCUCCCCAGUGAGGAGAAGACCUCCCUCACUUAUCCCACAGCCCUGCCUGAUGCCUUCAACAAGUACCUGCAGGAGAACAGGGUGGCAUGUGAGAUAGGUCUCUACUACACACUCCACAUUGCCAAGCAGAGGAACAAGAAUGCCUUACAACGGUUACUUCCCGCUUUGGUGGAGACCCACAACGAAAUGGCCUUUGGGGACAUCUUCCUGCACCUCCUGACAGGGCACCUCACCUUGCUCUCUGAUGAGUUUGGGACUGAAGAGUUCUGCUCUGCCGUGUUUGAUGGCUUUCUCCUCGCCUCUUUCUCCAGUAAAGAGAAUGUCCACAGACACACCCUACGCCUGUUGCUUCACCUUCACCACAAAGUGUUGCCAUCUUAUGUGGAGACCUUACUGAAAACCCUGGAACCCCCAAAACAGAGCAGUGAACAGGUGAAGGAGUUGUACACCCAGCUGACAGAGAAACUGGAGGCCCAAAAGAAGAGUCCUGCCCAGCCAGACGAAGCCCCCUCUCUUGACCUGGGGCUCCAUCCUGUUACUGUGCCCACGACAGCCUCCACUCCAACCACACCACUUUGAGAGGAGGAGGUAGGACGCAUCGAAAGAAACAAACCUAGUGGUUUGAAAAAAGGAUGCUGAUAUUACAUGUAGAAUUGAGGUCGGCUCAUGAAAAUGUAAAAGAAAAGAAAAAAAACGUCAUAAUGAACAUUACAAUAUGCAAUUUCCUCUAUGGUUACUAUGGUCAAGGUUUAGUUUGUUUUCUAAUGCUUGGUUCUUUUUUUAAAGGUAUUUUUAAGGAAUGGGGCAGUCCCACUCCUUUUGUCAUUUGUUUUGCUUUAUUGAAGAGAUGGUAAAGUGUAUGAAGACGGAGGCUGGACCAAACUGGCCACAGUGCUUGUUUUAUUUUAAAGCGGUCUAUUUUUAAGCAGUCUUCCAGCUUUACAAAUGUAAUUCGAUGGCAGUUAUUACUUUUAUUAAUAUGUAGUCUUGCUAAAGUAUGUUUUAAUAUGUACUGUAGCUAUCUAUCUAGACUGAAUGUCAAUGUGUGUAGGCCUACUGUUGUUUGGUUUGUGUCAGUGGUGAAUCAAGCUGUAAAUAAAAUCACUAUUUAGAAAUUAA